This is a messenger RNA of Nematocida parisii ERTm1, 1089 nucleotides long. Its product is annotated as protein-tyrosine phosphatase. Gene Ontology annotation, biological process: protein dephosphorylation. Lineage: Eukaryota; Fungi; Microsporidia. The record is from RefSeq and is a predicted model, not a curated record. The transcript has a single exon. Gene Ontology annotation, molecular function: protein tyrosine phosphatase activity. Bases 1 to 915 code for a protein of 304 amino acids.
AUGGCCAAAUGGGAACUUAACAAGGCACAAAAGGGUCAGAAAGAGAAGCUUAUAAAUCUAUUGCAAGCUGACUAUUCUGCAUUUAUAUCACAGGCAAUUAAGAUAAAAGUGCCACACUCCUCUGCGCAUAAUCCAAAAUUCAGAUUUUCUGAUGUUCAUUCGUACAAUUAUGGUGAUUUAAAAAGAAAAUACAGUGUAGAUGGCGAGGUAAAUGCAUCCUUAAUAGAAAAUCCAGACGGGCUUAAUUUCAUUGCCAUGGAAUAUCCAACAGCAGGAACAAUCAACGCAGCGAAUGAGCUAUUACAGAAAUCUAAGUGUGGUCUAGUUAUUUCACUAAUUGGAGAUCACCCGCCCUGGGAAAGUGACUUUCUGGAUAUAUCUUACACCUGUGACAAAGUGUUCUCGCCAGAAGAGUUUAUAUCAUACGCGAUUGAAAACAAAGCAGAUAUAAAUAGUAUAUCGGCAUACUAUGCAGAUAUGCAUGGAAUAAUAAAAGAAGAAAAUGGCAACUUUUUAAUAGAAAAACAUACAUCCCGCAAUAGUCUCUCAGAUAUUAUAUUCAGAAUAAAAUGCAUGUGCUGGAUAGACAAGACUCCACCCACAGGCAAUCUAGUAAAAACCCUCGAUAUUCUGAAGAGUGUUUGGGAGUCAAUGCAUUUAUCUUCUGGCCCAGUUACUGUGCAUUGUUUAGCUGGCGUAGGAAGGACGGGUACAUUUAUUUUCUACAACAUGUUUAGAACUGCCAUCAUGAAUGCAGGUGGCGCUGCCAUAGGUGAAGCAGAAAAAAUAUCUCUCUUUGUUGAGUUGUUCCUGUAUUUACGGAGCAAACGAACAUGGAUGGUUGAAAACAAAGAUCAGUUAAUGUUCCUUUACAAAUUGCUAAUCGACAAGAACAAAAAGAAUUUUGAUGCCUAAUCUUAAAAUAUCAGAAUAAAGGUGUCUCUAGUAUAAGAUACAGAAGAUGCAUAGAAAUUAUAACAAAACGCUUUCUAUAGUUUAUUAUAUACAUAAUAUACCGAAAUACACUCUGAAAUGUUUUGAAUACCAGAAUGAAGGCAGAAGAAUGAACAAUAAAUAAAAUAUACCCAA